Molecule: messenger RNA, 1264 nt
Organism: Amborella trichopoda
Lineage: Eukaryota; Viridiplantae; Streptophyta; Magnoliopsida; Amborellales; Amborellaceae
Product: cinnamoyl-CoA reductase 1
Molecular function (GO): oxidoreductase activity, acting on the CH-OH group of donors, NAD or NADP as acceptor
Source: RefSeq, a predicted model, not a curated record
AUGCAAAAGAUGCAGAGAGUGACGGGAGAUUGAUUAUUGUAAAUAGAUCGAGAGACCAUCCACAUGCAUAGGCAUAGAGAGAGCCAGAGAGCUUGACUAUUGAAAGCAGAGAGAGAGAUGGGUGAGAAGGGAAGAGUGUGUGUUACAGGUGCAGGGGGGUUUUGUGCUUCUUGGGUUGUGAAGCUUCUUCUCUCUAAGGGAUACACCGUCCAUGGAACUGUCAGAGACCCAGAUGCUGAAAAAAAUGCCCAUUUAAAGAAAUUUGAAAAUGCUUCAACAAAUUUAGUACUCUUCAAAGCAGAUCUCCUUGACAACAAUACCAUUUCUUCAGCGAUCUCAGGAUGCCAUGGAGUUUUUCAUGUUGCAAGUCCAGUUCCACCAGGCAAAGUGCAAGAUCCAGAGAAAGACUUAUUGGAUCCAGCAGUGAAGGGAACUUUGAACGUGCUAAAGGCAUCUAAAGAGGCAGGAGUCCAGCGAGUUGUCUUUGUCUCAUCCAUUGCAGCUGUUUCGAUGAACCCCAAUUGGUCUCGGGAUAAGGUCAUAGAUGAAAAUUGUUGGUCUGACAAGGAAUUUUGCAGGACUACUGAGAAUUGGUAUUGCCUCUCAAAAACCAUGGCUGAAAGUGAAGCUUUCGAGUAUGGUCAGAAAAGUGGACUUGACCUUGUAUCAGUUUGUCCAACGCUGGUGCUAGGACCGAUGAUACAACCAACAAUAAAUGCAAGCAGUCUAGUUCUCAUCAAGCUUUUGAAAGGAAACCAACAGUGUGUUCCCAACAAAACUUGGUCUAUCAUCGAUGUUAGGGACCUCGCCGAGGCCCUUUUGCUGGUCUACGAGACCCCGGAAGCUUCUGGAAGGUACAUAGGUGUGGCCUACGGAGCCACAGUGAAGGAAAUGGUUGAGAUUAUGAGGUGCCAAUAUCCAAACCACAACUACCCAAAACAGUUCACUGAUGAAGAGGAAGAUGCAGUUCAAUUUAGAUCAGAGAAACUCCAAAGGUUAGGGUGGAAAUUCAGGCCUUUGGAGGAGACUCUUGUUGACUCUGUUAAACAUUUUGAGGAAGCUGGUCUUGUAAGUAGGAGUUGAGAGAAGGAGAGAUUGUGUCUUAAGGGCUUCACACUGGUUUGUGAAAUUUAUCAAAAUGCCUAUAGGCACUUCCUGUUAUCAAACAAGAGAAUUACAAAGGCACCUGAAAGGAAAUUUCUUGUCAGGUACAUUUUUUGUAAUUCGAAAGGUACGUAAAUAAAGAUUGCGUUAAAAAAUAGCA